GACUCAUUUAAUUGAGAAGCGUGAAAUUGAAGUCAACUUCCGACAGAGCACAAGACAUGGCGCUGAAUAGCGAGCGAUCCUUGGUGCUGGUUCUACUGGCUGCCAUCUCCGUUGUUGGCCAACCAUUCGAUCCCGCCGACAAUUCCCCGAUGAAAAUAGAUAAUCGCAUAGUGUCGGGAAGCGAUGCGAAAUUGGGCCAGUUUCCCUGGCAGGUCAUACUGAAGAAAGAUGCCUGGGAUGAUUUACUUUGCGGAGGAUCAAUCAUAUCGGACACCUGGGUGCUCACGGCGGCCCAUUGCACAAUAAACCGAAACUCCAUCUUCCUGAUGUUCGGCACUGUGCAGCUGUUCAACCCGAAUGCCCUGAACAUGACGUCCAGCAAUAUCAUAAUCCAUCCGGACUACAAUGACAAAUUGAAUAACGAUGUCUCGCUGAUCCAACUGCCAGAACCACUGACAUUCUCGGACACCAUUCGGCCCAUACAACUGGUGGGCCAGUCGGCGGAUUCGAUCGAUUUUGUGGGCAGCCUGGCGACCAUCGCUGGAUUCGGUUAUACGGAAGAUGAGUACCUGGACAGCUCGGAAACCCUGUUGUAUGCCCAAGUCGAGAUCAUUGACAAUGCGAACUGUGUGCCCGUCUUUGGUGAAUAUGUCGUAGUGGACUCGACCAUGUGUGCCAAAGGAUUCAAUGGUAGCGACAUGUCCACUUGCAGCGGCGACUCUGGCGGUCCUCUCAUUACGUACAACAAAACCAACCAACAAUGGAUACAAAUUGGCAUCAACUCAUUCGUCGCUGAGGAUCAAUGCACCGCCCGGCUACCAUCUGGAUACGCACGGGUCUCGUCCUUCCUCGGCUUCAUUGCAGACAAAACGGGCAUUGUUGUAUGAAAUAGGCACUGACUUCAAUAAAAGCAUUUACACUGCGCGUCACCAGGAUAGCGCCCCUUGAGCAAA
Messenger RNA from Drosophila sechellia, 953 nucleotides. Its product is annotated as brachyurin. The record is from RefSeq and is a predicted model, not a curated record. Gene Ontology annotation, molecular function: serine-type endopeptidase activity. Gene Ontology annotation, biological process: proteolysis. Lineage: Eukaryota; Metazoa; Arthropoda; Insecta; Diptera; Drosophilidae. Bases 57 to 887 code for a protein of 276 amino acids. The transcript is spliced from 2 exons.